This is a messenger RNA of Wallemia ichthyophaga EXF-994, 819 nucleotides long. RefSeq lists its product as uncharacterized. The transcript is spliced from 5 exons. Lineage: Eukaryota; Fungi; Basidiomycota; Wallemiomycetes; Wallemiales; Wallemiaceae. The record is from RefSeq and is a predicted model, not a curated record. Bases 1 to 819 code for a protein of 272 amino acids.
AUGGUUCAAACAAGAUCUAAGGGUAAAUCUGCAGCCAAAAAAAGCAGCUCAGUCAGGACCAGAGCAGUCUCAAGGAAACCAAACGCCUCAAUUCCGUCAAAGCGCAAUUGCCCACCCCAAUUCAGGCGUUUGGUUGAUCCUCAAUUCGCAGGCCCAUCAACGCCCACGUAUAAACAGUCAAAUACAAGUGACAUGGCACCAGAGGAAAUUGACAUGCUACUUUAUGACAUAAAGCCGAACUUCGAUCACAUUCGCAAAACUAUGGGUUUACACAAAGCGAACUUCACCCUCAAAGUAUUAAUGCUUACCACCAUUCCUGACUCGGGUAUUCGAUUCUGUUGCCAUGAGAAACACGGUUUCGUAAUUUACGACAAGAAGCUACUCGUCCCGAUGCUGGAAAUAUAUGCCCGUCUGAGCUCAAAAAUUUCAGCAUGCCUAAACUCAUUUAUGAGAAGUAGUCAGAGUAACUUCACUGUCAAAUGUCAGUGUCCGAACAUGGUUGAUCAGAAUUCUUUGUGCCUAAGUAAACGCAUGCUGUUUUACAAGUUCCGCCAACCCUUCAAUGGCAAUUACAAUGACUUCUUCGAACAGGACCUAGUAAGAAGUGCUGUUGAGGAAAGAAAUAGCAUAAAGCCGGCAUCAUGGAUUUUUAAGGAAGCGUAUAAGGACAUUGCGAAGAAGCAAGGUUUUGUCUUUGAAAUGAAAAGUGAAGACGAGACUAGUAGUACUAGCAGCGACGAAAUUAUUCCAAAGCGUAAGAUAUCCGCAAACUUUCCAAUUGGAACAUCGCAGAUAAUGUUGAAGUUAUACAAGGUUUAG